CUCAGAUCAUGAGGAUUGUGGCCACAGGCUUCGUCUGGUUUUGUCAUUUGGUUUUAAAAACACACAAGACCAACUAUACUCACUCACUCACUCACUCGCAUUCUCCCACACAACCAUCACAACCACAGCAGGAUGGUGGUUCGAGGAGGACACUGUAGCAAGAAGCCAAAGGCGCUCACUCACUCUCACUCAGUCCAUCACUAGAAUAGAAGAGGCCAAUCACUAGAUCCUCUCUGGUGAGUUCUUUACAUAGUACCGCCUACCUGGCUGUAAAGUGUGAAACUGGCCGGAGUCGGUAACCCGGCUUCGGAACUUACCUCCUCGGAAAUUCCACCUGCCCUGGGCCAGAGUAUCCUGAAUACGCUCGUGAGGAAGAGAGCGAGAGAGGGAGAGAGACUCACGCACACACACGCACUCACUCACUCUCUCUCUCUCACACACACACGAACAAGCUUGCUGUCGGAGAGGGAGUUUACCCGAGCGGGGCGGCUCUGGAGGAAUGUUCACGCAUCAAGCUUCGUCGAUCUGCGUAGCUGUGACCCCGGGCUAGUUUUCCGCUUCCGGAUUAGUAUUCAACAUUUCCAAUAUACUGUCGAUUCUACUUUAAUCAACUCUUGGAUAUCCAUCUGCUUGCCAUUUUCUUCUCCUGCUGCAUUCUCAUUGGGGAAUCUGCUCUAUCUCUGGAAUCUCCAGGCUGUUUCCUGUUUGAAGCGUCACUCUGAUUGAAAGCUCAGGAGGAAACCUUCAUGGUAUCAAGGGUUUAUUCCCUCCUUUAGGAUGACCAAAUCACAAGUUCUUGAACGCAACGCUCCUAUUGUUCUUCCUGUUAAAACAUAUGUGGUAAUGAAGAAUAUCAGACUUGAAUCCAUCAUCCUACCUAUAGAAACGUUGAUGUAGGUUCGCUAUUUCUCCAUAGUUGUAGAUUGCGGUGCGAAAGGACAAUGAUUCAGUGCAACCAAGAGAUUUUUUUCGCUUUACAAAACUUCAGCAAUUGCAGGUGUGCGAGGAAGAUACAUGAAAUUGUAGGUAACUUAUAGGUAUAGACAUAGUCAAGGUAGAUGCCUAGCUCGUCUAGAUAGUGUAAGCUAAUGAGCACGGGUGAGAAGGAAAAUUUAAUUAUGGGGAUUAAUUCUGAAGAGAGAAAGCUCUGAAUGUUGCAAGGUCGAUCUUAAACUUGGAGCCGUUUUGAACCACGACUGAGCAAUCAAGUAAUGGGUGAGAUUGCCUUAAGUGGGCAGCGGUUUAGGCGUAUCCCACAUCCUUACUCUGGGCAGUCGGCAGACGUUGAGAGUUUGCUAAGUGACAAUGUGGAGCCAUGGCCACAUCUCACGGAGCUGCUUCAAAACUACACCGCAGAUUGGGUGAAGGAUGAAAGCAAGUAUGGACACUAUGAAAGCGUGCCAACCCCUGUAUUUGAAAACCAGAUAUUUGAAGGACCUGACACAGAUGUAGAGACAGAGCUGCGCCUUUCAAAUAUUAGACUUGGAAGAUAUGGAGAUGCCACAGACGAUGAAGACCCAACGACGUCAGGUAGAUACUCUGGAGGAUUGUUUUCCGGCCGAUUUUCUGGGAGGUCAACAGGAAGUGAUGCUCCAGAUUCAACCGUUACCAAAGCAUCGAAGCACUACGGUGGGGCUCCGCUACUCCCAUAUGAGCCCGUUUUUAAUUGGCUAGCAGCGAGGGCAUCUGUAUACGGGCAAAGGACACCAGAGAUUCCGACAGCACUAUCAUCGAGUGGUGGGCUGAAGAUUUCUGUGAAGAUCGCAUCUCUCAAUUUUCAGGCUGGUCUUGUUGAGCCCUGGUAUGGUACAAUAUGUCUUUAUCACCGGGAGAAGCGAGAAAAGCUAUCAGAGGAUUUCCACUUUCGAUGCUUACCACCAGAGUUUCAAGAUGAGGCUAGUAAUUACCCAAGAAAAGCCGUUUUCUCACUUGAAGCGCCAUCACCAGCGAUCUGCUUGCUGGUGCAGCUUGAGAAGCAUGUUACAGAAGAGGGGGGCAUCACUCCUUCUAUCUACACGCGUAAAGAACCUAUUUUUAUCCCGUGUGGAUCUUCUCCAUUGUUUCUGUACAUUGAAAGAGAUAAGCAAAAACUGCAAGUAUGGGCAAAGAUGAUACCAUUUCGCGAACCAUUCGCUUGGUCAAUCCUUCCUCUAUUCGACGCAAUUGUAACUGGAGGUGUAGGAGGCUUUUCGUCUCCAACGAACAGCCCUUUGCCUCCAGGCGUUUUAGGAUCUGCUCUUAUGGAAACAUCCUUGGAUUCAGAUGGUAGGCUGAUUGCCGACUCAAAGCCUGAAUCUGUCAGUGUUCCAGUACUGGUUGACGUGCCAACCCUUCAUCGUGUAAAAGAAAAUUAUACAGAGGAGAUGCUUCUGGUCGAACAUCCCAGCGGCCAAUCAAGUAUGCUUUCAUUUCAGGAGCCAAAGCGUAAAGUGCAGAAGCCAGUGAAAGCAACUCUAAGGCUUGAAAUUGAGAGGCUGGGCAGUGAUGAUCAUGAAACGGACUGCAUCUCUGAGUGCGGCAGUUUCAAUAAUUACUCUUUUGAUGCUGAUUCUCAUUCUCUAGGAGCAUCAUUCUCAGGGCGUUCUGCUCAAGGCCUAGAAUCCACGAAGACGUUUCACAAUGGACACCAGAAAAGUAACUCUGGACAUCGUGACCUACAAGCAGGCAUUGGAAGUAGUCUUGAUUUGCGACGAUCAGAGUUUCGUGCCGUUGAAUUUCGACUGGGUCCGAAACCUGAGCCAUUAUCUCAGCUAUUGCAUCUCCUCUAUGUGUAUCCUCAAUCUGUUACGCUUAACCGAAAGCGGAAUCUUUUUAUUCGGCUGGAGCUUAGGGUGGAUGAUGGUGAUAUUCGGAAGCCACCCCUUGAGGCUCUUUACCCUAGGGAUGCAGACAGCUCAAUGCAGAAGUACGUACACACUCAAAUUGAUGCUAAUACAAAGACGCCUCAUUUUCAUGACGAAUUCAAAGUCCAACUUCCUACCAAUCUGUCCCCGGACCACCACCUCCUUUUCACUUUCUUCCAUGUGGAACUUCAGACGAAACUAGAAGCACCAAAACCAGUCGUUGUAGGAUACGCGGUUCUUCCGCUCUUAUUCGCUUCUCAAGUUAUCCGGUUGGACGGUACCCUGCCUAUUGCGAAGGAGUUGUACCCAAACUAUUUAAAAGAUAAUGUGAAGGAUCGAUUGGAAUAUCUUGAUGAUGGCAAAACAGUCUUUAAAUUACGGUCCCGUCUGUGCUCGUCUCUUUAUCCUGUGAAUGAAAGGAUUAGGGAUUUUUUCUCUGAAUAUGACCGUCAUAUUUUGCGGACAAGUCCAUGGGGAAAUGAACUCAUGGAGAAUCUGCAGGCAGUUAAUGCAUUGAAGAAUGUCGAAGCAUCUGCUAUGCUUCAGUUUCUUCAACCAUGUCUGAAUAUGCUGCUUCGCAUGAUUGGUGAUGGAGGAGAAACGUUGCAGGUUGCUGCAUUUCGAUCAAUGGUUAAUAUAAUCACAAGGGUACAAGGAGAAACAUCAGAUGGAGACGAACGCAACCGAUAUCUUGUCCAGUAUUUGGACUACGCAUUUGACGAUUUUGGUGGACGCCAUGAUCCUGUGUAUCCUGGUCUCUGCAGUGUUUGGCGUAGUCUUGCUCGCAGCAAGGCAAAAGGCUACAGAGUUGGACCUGUGUAUGAUGACGUGCUGUCAAUGGCUUGGUUCUUCCUUGAGUUGAUUGUGAAGUCCAUGGCACUUGAGCAAUCUCGUACUUACAGUGAAACUCUGCCUCCAGGUGAAGAGUUGCCACCAUUACAGCUCAAUGAUGAGGUCUUUAAAAGCAUUGGGCAGCUUUAUGAUUGUCUGUUGACGGAGGUUCAGGAGAGAGGAAAGAAGGGGUUGACUCUAGCCAACAAACUCAACAGUAGUUUGGGUUUCUUUUGUUUCGAUCUUCUCUCUGUUAUUGAACCACGGCAAGUCUUUGAAUUGGUUGCGCUUUACUUCAGCAAAUUUUGUGGAGUUUGUGAAACAACAAUUCAUGAGUACAAGCUCAAUUUUCUUAGUAUCAUCUGUGAUCACGAUUUAUUUGUUGAAAUGCCUGGCAGAGAUCCUACCGAGAGGAAUUAUUUGGCAUCGAUGUUGAUGCAGGAGCUCUUCAUCACUUGGGACCAUGAGGAUCCAGCUUUAAAGGCCAAGGCAUGCCGAAUACUUGUACAACUCCUUUGCAAGCAUGAGUACGACCUACGGUAUCAAUCACUCGAUGACAAGUUGUAUAUUGCUCAACGUUACUUCCCUUUAGUUGGUCUGAUUUUGGAUGAGAUGCCAGUAUUUUAUGCCUUGAGCUCCUCAGAGAAGCGUGAAAUCCUGGUGUGUGUGCUCCAUAUUUUGCGCUAUUUGGAUGAUGGCUCUCUUGUAAAGUCCUGGCAGCAAAAUAUUGCUCGAACAAGGCUGUUUUUUAAGCUGCUGGAAGAAUGCCAAGAACUGUUUGAGUACAAAAAAGCAGGAGCUGAUGGCUUGAUGGGUGCAAUGCCUGUAAAUGAGCAAGGAAAAGGGACUCUUUGUUAUUCUGAGAAGCUUUCCCCUGCAGUUAAUCAUUUUCUUUCUGAAGCUUCACGACAAGAUGUCAGAAUUUUGUUGCAGGUAACCAAGAGUUCUCCUGGUCCUCAAUGGAUAUUUCCACAGGUAAGUCCAGACGCCAGCACAUUCUGGAAGAGAGUAAGCCCGGUUUCAAACAGCCCAAGCAGCCCAAAUCAGCCUCAUUCUUUGCGCGAAGCUUUGGCGCAAGCUCAAUCAGCAGGAAGAGGGGCAGGGAUGGCUCUCAAAGAGAGCUUACAUCCAAUGCUGCGACAGAAAUUGGACCUGUGGGAAGAGAAUCUCAGCGCUUCGGUAAUGCUCCAACUUCUCGAAAUUGUUGCGAAAUUUAUGGACGCCGCAUCAAGUCAAGCUAUUGCUACGGAUUAUACCAAGCUUGAUUGUAUCACAAGCAUCAUCAGUGGAUUUCUAGGACGCAGUCAGCCCCUGCCUUUUUGGAAAGCUUUCUUUCCUGUGUUUAACAAUUUGUUUAGUCAAUACGGGGCUACUCUGAUGAGCCGGGAUAAUGAUAGAUUUUUGAAACAAGUUGCGUUCCAUCUUCUGCGACUCGGAGUUUUUCGGAAUGAAAGCAUUCGAAAGCGAGCCGUUGUUGGUCUUCAAAUUCUUAUUCGAACUGCCUUCCAUUAUUUCCAAGGUCUAUCUCGUUUACGUGUGCUGCUCACCAUCACGCUAUCAGAGCUUAUGUCGGACGUUCAAGUGACUCAACAUCGAAUGGAUGGAUCCUUGGAGGAAAGUGGAGAAUCACAGCGUCUUCGCAGAUCCCUGCGACAAAUUGCCCAAGAAAACAUUAGUACAGAUCUUCUUCGUGAAAGUGGACUUCCUGAAGGCACACUCUCAGCAUUGCCAGAUGGAGGAUGUGAGCAGAUCUGGAGCUGGGCUGGUGUUCAUGAACUUUCCAACUCUCUGCUUAAAGCUGUUGAGGCUGCAGUUGGACAUGCUCUCCUGGGCCCAGAAGUCAUGACCGCUGACAAGUAUGCGACUGCAGAGGCAUACUACGGUUUGGCGAGGGCAUACUCCAAUGUACCUGACCUACACAUUAUGUGGCUUCUUUAUCUUUGCGAAGUUCAUCAAGGAAACCAAUCUUACGCAGAAGCUGCUCAAUGUGCAGUUUCUGUUGCAGGUGUUGUCAUGCAGGCUAUAGUAAGUAAAGGAGAUCACAUGUGGGGCAAGGAGCAUGUAGAGGCUCUGCGGAAAAUAUGCCCUAUGCUCACCGGUGCUAGUUUUGGAGAAGCUGCCAGUGCUGAAAUAGAGGGCUAUGGUUCAUCAAAGCUCACUGUAGAAUCAGCCGUGAAGUAUCUUCAGCUUGCUAACAAACUUUUUGUUCAGGGAGAGCUUUUCCAUUUCUGUGCUGAAAUUUUGGAGCUUAUCAUCCCUGUUCAUAAAGCAAGGCGCGCCUACGGACAACUUUCGAAAUGCCACACUUCUCUGACCAGCAUUUAUGAGGCCAUAGUAGAGCAGGAGUCUAGUCCGAUCCCCUUCUCAGAUGCAACUUACUAUCGUGUGGGAUUUUAUGGUGAAAGUUUUGGCAGUCUGAAUGGCAAGGAGUAUGUCUACAGAGAGGCAAGAGAUGUGCGAUUAGGGGAUAUCAUGAGGAACUUAGGUAACAUUUACGAACCUAGAGUUAUCGAGGGAAAACAGUCCUUGCAUAUUAUUCCUGAUUCUCGGCAAGUGAAACCUGAAGACCUUCAUGCAGAGAUCUGCUACAUGCAAAUUACAUCUGUUGAGCCUGUUACUGAGGACGAUAUCUUGGAGAGUAGGCGAGAUAGGCACUCUAGUAAGUCGGUUACAACAGUGAGUGCUCGGGUAUUCAAUCGUUUCCUGUAUGAUACUCCUUUCACGAAAAAUGGCAAGUCACAAGGAGGUCUUGAGGAUCAAUGGAAAAGACGUACUGUGCUAUGGACAGAGGGAUCCUUCCCUGCUCUUGUGAAUCGCUUGACAGUCGUUAAGUCGGAAUCUCGUGAAUUUUCUCCAAUUGAAAAUGCAAUAGGCAUGAUCGAAACCCGCACAGCUGCAUUAGCAGGAGAACUCGAUGACAAUCGAUUAAAUGAAGGUGACCACCCGUCUCGGUUGCAAAGUCUGCAGCGGAUAUUGCAAGGGAGUGUUGCCGUGCAGGUAAACAGUGGCGUGCUUGGGGUAUGUGCUGCUUUCUUCUCUGGAGAACCUUCAACAAGAUUGAGCGCGCAGGAUCUGCAGGAACUCAUGGCAGCACUCAUGGAGUUCAUGGCUGUGUGCAAGAAAGCAUUACGAAUUCAUGCACGUCUCAUAACAGAAGAGGAUCAAGAAUUCCAUUCUCAACUUGUGAUUGGGUUUCAAUCUCUCACAGCGGAGCUGUCACACUUCAUUCCUGCUAUUUUAUCUGGGUUCUGACCUCUGGAACGUGAUUUUGUGUGUUCCCUUAGAUCGGUGUUUGUCCUAGGCUCAUGACAUGGUUGAUAGCUGAAGGAGUUGGUGUUAGUGAUACUUUCUCUUGACUUAUUACUUUGCUUUAGGAGGUGAUAAUCUUGCCUUCAUGAAUUCCUCAUUCUGCUGGUGGUCUGUGCUAGUUUACAUCUUGAAGAAUUGGUGAUGUCAGCAGAUAUUUUACUCUUUCAUUAUGAAGUCGGCCAAAGUCAUAGCUGCCUACGAUUAUACCUGUGCCUGUAGAUUUGAAAAACUACCAGUCUCUUCCUAAUUCUAGUCUCUACAUUACAGGCUGUAUUUAUAGCCUUCAUCUAUUAGUUGACAGGUCCAUGUAGAAUAUGACAUACGGCGGUGCACAAUCACAAGACACGUUGGUGCCAAAAGCAUGCUACCUGAAUGGUUCUCAGGAAUCCUUGGAUGUAAUAUACCAUUCAAGAGUUUAUUUAAUUGUUGCAUGAAAGCUCAUUAUUUCUUUC
Molecule: messenger RNA, 7435 nt
Organism: Physcomitrium patens
Lineage: Eukaryota; Viridiplantae; Streptophyta; Bryopsida; Funariales; Funariaceae
Source: RefSeq, a predicted model, not a curated record